AUGAAAGUGCCGGAAGUCUUUGCAGCUGUGUGUGCAGCAUUGUCUGUGAUGUGCUCGUGGCCACUGGUCAUGACUGCAGCCGUUAGUCUGUGGCGUUCACCGCCUACCACGGAUUCCGCGGUUUACUUCGAUACUCCCUACACUUCUUGA
This is a messenger RNA of Plasmopara halstedii, 150 nucleotides long. RefSeq lists its product as uncharacterized. Lineage: Eukaryota; Oomycota; Peronosporomycetes; Peronosporales; Peronosporaceae. The transcript has 2 exons. Bases 1 to 150 code for a protein of 49 amino acids. The record is from RefSeq and is a predicted model, not a curated record.